This is a messenger RNA of Aspergillus nidulans FGSC A4, 2037 nucleotides long. Its product is annotated as putative proteinase. Bases 1 to 2037 code for a protein of 678 amino acids. The transcript is spliced from 5 exons. The record is from RefSeq and is a predicted model, not a curated record. NCBI's taxonomy places the organism in Eukaryota, Fungi, Ascomycota, Eurotiomycetes, Eurotiales, Aspergillaceae.
AUGGAGGAUGGUAAACACCACAGUUCCAGCCGUCAAGAUGGCGAGUACAUAUGGCCACGCGGGCGUACCCGAAGAAGCGGUAGUCCCACCUUGUUAGCUUUGACGGUUCUUGCGGGGCUAUCUUGGUGGCUGUUCCCAAUUUCGUAUUGGGACAUCGAGGCCAAGGCCAGCGCAUCUCCGGCAUCAGAAAAUCAAUUCUCUUGGACGCAGCUUACACCAUCAGAAUCGCUUGAGUACCAUGACUGCUUCAGCGGAUUCCAGUGCGCCCGGCUCGACGUACCGAUGGACUACCACCGGUCAGAUGGCCAAGGCGCUCGUAUGGCGAUCGCUGUCGCUCGACUGCCGGCAAAGGUUCCCGUAACUGACCCUCGAUACGGCGGCGCAAUACUAAUCAAUCCCGGUGGCCCUGGUGGCUCCGGCGUAGCUCAGGCCCUAAUAUCCGGCCGCAAUCUGCAGGCCAUUGCGGACGCAACUGUCGUCCCUACAGAUACGAAUCACUCCAAUCUCUAUUUUGAUAUCAUCGGUUUCGAUCCACGGGGUGUCAACAACACGACCCCGGGCUUUAGCUGCUUUCCGAACCUUUUCUCCCAGAAGAAUUGGGAGCUCCAGGCCGAGGCUGAUGGGAUGCUUGGCAGCUCUGCAGAUUCAUUCAUGCGAAACUGGCAGCGCGCCAUUGCCCUGAAUCCUGCGUGUUCACAAGCCAUUUUGACGCCGUCUGUCGAUGGAGAUGCUCUGGGUAAGCAUACCAACACUCCCCCGGUUGCCCGUGAUAUGUUGGAGAUCAUUGAGCGGCAUGGCGAGUGGCGAGAGAAGCAGGGUUUCAACGCGCAGCGCCAAUUCGACCAGAUGCACGGCUACGACCCACAGCAGCACAUCCUAGAGAGGAUAAAAUGGCAUCGCGGGCGAGAGAAGCUACUGUACUGGGGCCGGUCAUAUGGGACCGUCCUUGGCGCUACUUUCGCCGCACUCUUUCCUGACCGUAUCGAACGCAUGUUGUUAGAUGGCGUAGUUGAUGCGGACAAGUACUAUACCGGAAUUGGACCGGAGCCUAUUGGUGAUGCUGACGCCAUCUUUGAUAAAUUCUCCAUCUACUGCAAUGAGGUGGGGACUAAAUGUCCGCUAUACGCAGCAGGAGGCCCCGCUGCUAUUAAAGCGUCUUACGAAAAACUGGAGGGCAGCCUUUACAGCUCAUCCCUUCCCGUGAGAUCCUCUGAGACUCGCGGCCCGGAAGUCGUGACGUGGUCGGACCUGAAGAUUGUUCAGCGAAUAUCCGUUUACCAGCCACUAGCCGGGUUCACAUACCUCGCGGGUAUCGUAAGCGAUCUGCUCAAAGGGGAUGGCUCUAAAUUGGCAGACUUCAAACACAGCCGCCGCUCGCCUACCUGUCCGACUGAAGAGUGUCUAAUUGCCGGGCCGUGGUCGUCUGAAUGUGCGGCACCUGGACAGAACGAGGUGUAUUCCACUUCUGCUAUUCUGUGUUCCGAUGCAGAGUACAUGCAGUCCACAGAUGAGCAGGACUUUAAGCGACAUUGGCGAAAUCUCCAAGAGCUUAGCAGCGCCAUUGGGGAUUACUGGGCCCAUACGCGGCUCAACUGUGCUGGAUGGAGCGUCAAGCCUAAGUGGAAGUUGCCAGGUAGAUUACCAGCACCCUAUCAACGAUCCCGACUAACAACCGUAGUUCCCGUCACCGCAAACACCUCCUUUCCAAUUCUGCUUGUAAAUAAUAUCCUCGACCCGGUGACUCCUCUAGCGAGCGCAAAGAAGAUGUCACACGCAUUCCCCGGCUCAGUACUGCUGCAGCAAGACUCAGAGGGGCACUGUACCCUCGCAGCCCCUUCAACUUGCGUGAGCCAGGCCAUUCGCAAGUACUUUCAGACAGGCGAAUUGCCAAUGCCGGGGACUGUUUGCGACGCUGAUCUUAAACCAAUGCUAGGUGCUCCGAAGAAGCCCCAAGAGGGAAAAACGCCGGACGAUAUCGCGCUGCAGGAAGCGGUGCUUGACGAGGCACAAAGGUUUAGGAUACCAUUGCCACUGUAG